Aureococcus anophagefferens is the source of this 2175-nucleotide messenger RNA. RefSeq lists its product as hypothetical. NCBI's taxonomy places the organism in Eukaryota, Pelagophyceae, Pelagomonadales, Pelagomonadaceae. The transcript is spliced from 2 exons. The record is from RefSeq and is a predicted model, not a curated record. The coding region runs from base 1 to 2175 and encodes 724 amino acids.
AUGCUGCCCCGACUCGCGGCGCUGCUCACGGCGUGCGGCGCUGCUGCAACGCCGCCCUUUUCGCCGCGGAAGCGCCUCGUGCCCACGGCGCACCCCGUCCUCCAGGAGCGCUUCGCCGCCGCGGGCGUCCUGCGCGCCGCGGACUUUGACGCGGCGUCGAAAGCCGCCGCGGCGCCGCGCCGCGCCCCGAGCCGCCUCGGCAGCAAGAACUACGACGUCACGGAGGCCCAGUGCGCCAACUACACGCACUCCGACACGUGCUACGCGGGCGACUACGACGGCGACGACGACCGCGUGCUCGGGGCGCCGUCCCUGCCCGGCGCCUGCAGCCUCUGCGGCUACUUCCCCGCGACGAGCCCCUCGACCUUCCUCGACUGCCUCACGUGCGAGGACGACGGCUACGAGAUCGUCGUCAUCUACGACGACUGCACGGGCCUCUGCGCGGACGCGGACGCCGCGGCCUACUACGCCGACCUCGGCUUCGGCGACCUCACGACGUCGGCCUGCGACCUGUACGUGAACUGCUACCCGGACUUCAUGGACUACGACACGGGCGGCACGAACUCCCAGUUCGCGGGCGACGACGACGGCUCGAGCUACUCCUACUCCUACGACUACUCCGACGGCUGCGAGCCCUGCGACGGCGACGAGGGCUGCGGCCGGCUCGCCACGGAGGACGACUGCGCCAACGCCGCGGACGUCCUCGGCGACGCGGACAAGGUCUGCGAGUGGACGCCGUGCGGCGACGACGGCGCCGCGGGCGACGACGCGGCCGGCGACGACGGCGCCGGCACGGCGACGCCGACGGUCGUCGAGGUCUCCGCGGUGCCGUCCAUCGCGCCGACGGCGCUGCCCCCGGGCUACUUCCCCAACGAGCUCGCGGCGAGCACGUGCGUCACGGGCACGGAGCGGGGCACGGCCAAGUACCACACCGUGUCCUGGUGCCACCACCACGACGGCGGCAUCUGCGUCGCGACCCAGGAGGAGUGCGACGCCCUCGCGGGCCGCAUGUCCCUGGGCAUCGGCUGCAACGGGCCCCAGGGCUCGGGCUGCCACUGCUGCAAGGACGUCGACCAGGACCUCAUCUACUCCUGGGAGCCGUCGGCGACGCCGGCGCCGUCGACCUACGCGCCGACCUUCGCGAAGACGGCCGCGCCGACGGGCACCCCGGCGCCGAGCGGCAAGCCGGUCCCCGCGCCGACGGCCGCGCCCGCGCCCGCGCCCGUCCCCGCGCCCACGGCGACACCCUCUCCUACUGCAACACCCUCUCCUACGACAACACCCGCGCCCGUCCCCGCGCCCACGGCGACACCCUCUCCUACUACAACACCCUCUCCUACUACAACACCCUCUCCGACUACGGACGACGCCGCCGCGACGGACGACGCCGCUUCCGCGGACGACGCCGCGGCAACCGACGACGCGGCUUCAACAGACGACGCGGCUUCAACAGACGACGCCGCCUCCGCGGACGACGCCGCCGCGGACGACGCCGCGGCGUCGACGGACGACGCGGCGUCGACGACCGUCGACCUCGACUGGGUCGCGCAGCUCUACGCGGAGUCGAAGGAGGCGACCUACGCCGCCGGCGACGACGUCGUCUUCGCCUGGACGGGCACGCACAACGUCCAGCUGAUGGCCGACGAGGCGUCGUGGACCGCGUGCGACUUCGCGGGGGCCGUGGACCUCGGCGACGCGACGCCCGUCACGGUCACGGGCUCGCCCGGCGACGUCGCCUACUACGCGUCGAGCGUCGGCGCCAACUGCACGAACGGGCGCAAGAUCGCCAUCACGUGGACCGAGGAGGUCGCGCUCGACUGGGUCGCGCAGAUCGACGCGAACCCGAAAAACGCGUCCUACUCCGCCGGCGACGCGGUCACCUUCGACUGGACGGGCAAUCACAACGCCGCGGCCGCGGACGAGGACGAGGACGACGACGGCGUGGACGCCGCGAGCGCUCUCGGGGGCAUGAGCUACUGGUGGGUCGUCAUCGUCCUCCUCGUCGUGCUCAACGUCUUCCUCUGCUGCCUCCUCUACUUCCGCGUCUGCAUCCCCGUCGGCGAGGACGAGCUCACGGAGCACAUGGAGAUCGAGGAGAAGGUCUCCUUCGCGAGCUGCAACAUGGACGGGUCCAUGAAGCUCGAGCAAGUCUACGCGGGCAAGGCGCUGCCCUAG